Molecule: messenger RNA, 251 nt
Organism: Racocetra persica
Lineage: Eukaryota; Fungi; Glomeromycota; Glomeromycetes; Diversisporales; Gigasporaceae
Source: the annotation of a GenBank genome assembly
AUGAGGGAUCGGUCGGUCUCACCACCAGAAUCAAGGUACAUGGCUCCAAAGAGGACAACGUGUACCGAUCGUACCCAGGAUCAAACCAGUAACCCAAAAAAGCAGGAGGCUCACCAACAGGAGUAUGUGACCUAUGUCUCAACAACAUCAUCUAAUGAAAAAGGGUUAACAGGAGAAUUAACCACUAUGAUAUUGCAUCAUUUACCACAAAUGCACAAUUUGCCUGUUGUUAUCAGGGGUUUCAGCGAUCG